This is a messenger RNA of Phialemonium atrogriseum, 1569 nucleotides long. RefSeq names its product HAD-like domain-containing protein. NCBI's taxonomy places the organism in Eukaryota, Fungi, Ascomycota, Sordariomycetes, Cephalothecales, Cephalothecaceae. The coding region runs from base 288 to 1286 and encodes 332 amino acids. Gene Ontology annotation, molecular function: hydrolase activity, acting on halide bonds, in C-halide compounds. The record is from RefSeq and is a predicted model, not a curated record. The transcript has a single exon.
GAGGCUGGGUGCAACGGUGCUGGGAGAAACUAAAAGAGACACCACGCGACGAAUGCGCGGGUUUUCGGAGGUUGUGAGGCGGUUUUUACGGCGACGGUCAGAAUUCCUAGACCAUGAUGAAUGGUGGCAGCUCCUUUGUGUGAAGCAAGUGGGUGACACGGGCGGAAUGCGGAAGAGAGUAUGAGAGACUUCUGAUUCCAACUGAGUCUUGUUUACUUCUGUUCCUACUGUGGUCCUGUACCAUAGUAAGUUUGUUUGUGGGUAAUGUCUCAAAGUUUCUGGUUGUCAUGCGGAGUCGAUUGGUUCGCCUGGUCCCUGCAUUCUUUCCCUGUUCGGAUUGGCGCCCGUCGUGGGAUACCUAUGUCGUCACAGGGUCAACCUUCGGAUCACCUAACGCCAUUAAGGGGACAACACAACUGGCAGCGGGGAGGGAAGAGACUAGACUCGGGAUCCCUAGCAACACCAGAAAUAUGACGGGUAAAGGACCUGAGCCCUGGCAGAACCAGAUCAAGGCGCUCACCUUCGACGUAUUCGGCACGUGCGUGGACUGGCGAUCCUCGGUCCAGGAGGCUCUGAAAAAGGAGGCAGCAGCCAAGAUCAGUUCAGCCGCGUUUGCGCACCUCCCAACCGACGUCCAGAGUCGUGCGAGGGGUCUUACCGACCAAGACUGGGCUGUCUUUGCCCAGGAAUGGAGGAAUUCCUACGGACGGUUCACUCGCAGCUUCGUCCCCGGAGAGACCGAGUGGAAGGACAUCGACACCCACCACCGUGACAGUCUCGUCGAGAUACUCAUGCGCUGGCAGCUGGAUGGAUUCUACAGCCCCGAAGAGGUCGAAAGGUUGAGCAGAACCUGGCAUUUUCUCAAGCCGUGGCCUGAUACGUCCCAGGGAAUUCACAUGCUCGGGACAAAGCUUGUCACGGCGACUCUGUCAAAUGGGAACAGGGCUCUGUUGAAGGACCUCAACGACCACGGGGACCUGGGUUUCCAGAGACUGAUAUCUGCCGAGGACUUCCGGGCGUACAAGCCGAACCGGGCGGUCUAUCUCGGUGCCUGUGAGAGCCUGGGGCUGGCAACUCAGCAGGUGGCCAUGGUUGCGGCCCAUCUGGGGGACCUGGAGGCGGCACGAGCGUGCGGUCUACGAACUGUCUAUGUCGAGAGGCCAGACGAAGAGGAGUGGAAGCCGGGAGAGGAUCGUUACGAAGGAGCCAAGCAAUGGGUGGAUAUCUGGGUUGCUGAGGGGGAGGGUGGUUUUGUGGGACUCGCCAAAAAGCUUCAGGUUGUAUGAUAACCUAUUUAUUGCUCCUGGUAGUUCCUCUCGGGAAAGCUUUUUAUUAUGCUACGACGAUAGGUUGGGGAUCUUGGCAUCUGCUUGACGAGGAGCAACGAUGUCACAAGCUGCAAAUCCACUACUCCCCAGUCUCACCGACUAAGUUUAGUUUUCUUUCAACCGAACAUGCCUGCAUAUCUCGAUGUAACCGUGCUCUUGAAAUCCGAGUUCCAAAUGCCUCCACUUGUCAAACCACGACGAGCCAUUUUUUCAACGGUUUCACUAACUACCAAGUACUAAC